GCGCACACCUACGUCCGCGUUGCCGUGCUGCUCUCGUGCUUGCUUGCGCUCCUCGAACCUCCCCAAACUAACCCACAUCUUACGAUCCGCUGCUUCAUCGGUAUCAAGGGACCACUUCGCAACAUGCCUAUCUCCGAUUUUAGAAAGAAGAAGCUCUUGUACGUCUUCAAUGUAUUUUUUGACGUGAACCAAAGUGGAACAAUCGACAGGAAAGACUUUGAACUUGCGAUAGAGAAAAUCUGUUCCUUGAGGGGCUGGGCUUCUGGAAGCGACCAAUAUAAGAAGACUUUCGACAGCAUGAUUAAAAUCUGGGAGGGCUUGAAACAGAGGGCAGACGCCAACAAAGACGGCCAGGUUAGCGUCGAGGAGUGGGCAUCGAUGUGGGAUGAAUACUCGAAGAACCCCGAAAACGCCCUAGAAUGGCAAACGCUGUACUUGCGGUUCAUGUUUGACCUGGAAGAUGCCAGCGGUGACGGCAGCAUUGAUGUCAACGAAUUUACCAGCGUGUGUUCCUGUUACGGACUCGAGGCAUCCGAAUGCAAGGAGGCUUUCCAGAAGAUGGCUCAAGGAAAAGCAGAAGUUAACUACGAUCAGUUCGUUGCUCUUUGGAAGCAAUUUUUCACUUCGGAAAAUCCCUCCGACCCAGGCAACUACAUUUUCGGAAAAACUAAAUUUUAAAUAGUAUCUACAUGUAGAGGCAACCAACCUAAACCAA
Messenger RNA from Anoplophora glabripennis (Asian longhorned beetle), 715 nucleotides. It is a transcript of the gene Scp2, whose product is annotated as calexcitin-1. Bases 124 to 678 code for a protein of 184 amino acids. The record is from RefSeq and is a predicted model, not a curated record. NCBI's taxonomy places the organism in Eukaryota, Metazoa, Arthropoda, Insecta, Coleoptera, Cerambycidae. Gene Ontology annotation, molecular function: calcium ion binding. The transcript is spliced from 7 exons.